AUGACGGCCGUCCAUGAUUAUGAAAAUAUGCUGGCCAGUUUUCGGACUAUCGACUUGCAAACAUUAUUGGGAUCUUUUGGUCGAAGUGUAGCAGGACAAAAAUCUGAAUUAAAAGAACGGGCACUUGAUUUAUUAAGAACUAGAUCACCAGGCUUUAACCACGUGGAAUAUUUAUCAAAUAUACAUAAAACAUAUCUUUCGAUGCUAACAGAUAUGUCUAAUAAUAAUGUUAUUAUGAAUCACAGCUUAUUACAAACCCAACAGAGACAAAUGAUGGGGCAGAUACAGGCCCCACAGCAGAGAAUAUACCAACCUGUCCCACAAACCCCACAGAGACAAAUGAUGGGGCAGAUACAAGCCCCACAACAGAGAAUGUACCAACCUGUCCCACAAUAUCCUCCACAGCCAAUGCUUAUGGCCCGAGGUGGAUUACUACAGGUUAUGCCCCAAAUUCAAAGAAGUAUUCAUAAUAAUUUCAUUGGAGCAAAUACUAUGGCUAACAUUCAAUAUAUGUCGGGCAGUUAUCAGCCUUCUGGACCUCGUUUUAUUAUGACAUCUAAUUUGUCCUCAAGUCAACAAUUGAAUGUGGUGUCACAAGAUCCAUUGGGACAUGAUAUACAAGAAAGGACUGUUGAAAAUAAUUUUUAUACUCCAUCUCCUGAAACUGUUGCCCAAAUCAAGUUCAAAAAGUUAACAUUUUAUGAGGUCAUUGACGUAGUUAUUAAGCCAACUUUUCUAGCUGGCAUGGACAAACGCCCAUUACAAAACUUUCCUAAAGCCGAGGCCAUCAAUAUUGUUACCUUGAAUCGCGAUGUGUCUUCGGGGGAAAAUGUCUAUCCUUAUCAAUUCCAGAUUCGUAUUAGUGAGUUAGUGGAACCUAUGGGUAAUGAGGUAACGGAUUUUAUGCCUCUUGGACUACACAUUCGUCUUGGUGGGAAACCAUGUCUAUUACCACCAAAAGCUGAAUCCAGACCAUCUCCAAGACCUAUAAAUUGCACUCAACAAGUCAAACUUUCUCCAAUCACUCCCAAUAUGAUCAAUAUAAAUUGGACUGAUGAUGGGAAAAAAUACGUUUAUUCUAUGUAUCUUGUAAAAAGAGUAACUUCAGAAAUGUUGAUACAAACACUUCAAGAUAAAGGAGGUAGGAGUUCAGAGGAGACCAAAAAGUAUAUAAUUGAAAAGUUAGCAGAUGUCGAUCCAGAUUUGGCCACUACAGCUUCUUAUCGAUUUUCCUUGGUGUGUCCAUUGAGUAAAAUUAGAAUGAAGAUACCUGUAAAAUCUAUCCAUUGUGAUCAUUUACAAUGUUUUGAUGCUAGAACAUUUAUUUUAAUGAAUGAGAAAAGGCAAACAUGGGUGUGCCCAACAUGUAAUAAACCUUGUUUGUACGAUGACUUACAAAUUGACAAUUAUUUUUUGGAAGUUGUUUCAAGUCCAACACUCGAAGACUGCAGUAAGGAGAUUGAACUUUUAGCUGAUGGCACAUGGAUAGUUUAUGAAGAAAAGAAAGAGACAAAAAUUCUUGAUGCUCAAUCAAGUGAUUGUGUGAAUUUAGAUAGCGACGAAGAGAAAUCCGUUGAAGCAAAUAUAGAACUUAACCCUGAAACUAUCAAACGUCAAGAAAAUGAAAAUGAAAUCAUAUUUAUUAAUUUGGCUUUAAGUGAUGAUGAAGAAGAAUCAUCAAAAGAAUAA
Acyrthosiphon pisum (pea aphid) is the source of this 1689-nucleotide messenger RNA. Its product is annotated as E3 SUMO-protein ligase PIAS2-like. Gene Ontology annotation, molecular function: transcription coregulator activity; SUMO ligase activity; zinc ion binding. Gene Ontology annotation, cellular component: chromatin. The record is from RefSeq and is a predicted model, not a curated record. NCBI's taxonomy places the organism in Eukaryota, Metazoa, Arthropoda, Insecta, Hemiptera, Aphididae. Bases 1 to 1689 code for a protein of 562 amino acids. The transcript is spliced from 2 exons. Gene Ontology annotation, biological process: regulation of transcription by RNA polymerase II; protein sumoylation.